This is a messenger RNA of Heterostelium album PN500, 1728 nucleotides long. RefSeq lists its product as uncharacterized. NCBI's taxonomy places the organism in Eukaryota, Evosea, Eumycetozoa, Acytosteliales, Acytosteliaceae. The transcript has a single exon. The coding region runs from base 1 to 1728 and encodes 575 amino acids. Gene Ontology annotation, molecular function: protein binding; zinc ion binding. The record is from RefSeq and is a predicted model, not a curated record.
AUGAAUAGUAAUAGUAAUAAUAAUAUUUGUGGAAUACAUAAAAAGAGUUUUGAAUUAAUAUGUUAUGAUUGUAAUGUUUUGAUGUGUUCCGUAUGUUCACCAAAGCAUGCAAGUCAUUCAUUCGAUCAUAUCGAUAAUAUUAAAGCAAAUAUCAAUAAUAAUGAGGAGGAUUCAAAAACUUACACAGAUAGCAAUCAAUUAAAUAAUAAUAAUAAUAAUAGAAUUAAAGAUAUUCAAAGAAGUAUUCAAACAACAUUCGAUUCUUUGAAAAUAAAAGUUGUGGAAUAUGAACAAUUACAACAAACAGAACAAGAGAUUGAAAGUAAAUUCAAAGAGUUACAUGAAUUCCUUGUUGUUGAAGAACAUAAACUAAAGACAACUAUCGUAGAUAGUAAACAACAAUUAGAACAACAAAUCGAUAAACAAAUCAAAAUCAUGAAAUCAUUGAAUACUGUUAAUAAUCAUAUUAAUAUUAAUAAAAAUAAUAAUAAUAAUAGCAAUGAUCGAUCAGAUAUACAAUCAACAGCCAUAUCAACAGCAGAUACAACAGAUAACUACCAAAUAACAACAAUAAUUCGAUCGAUUUCACAAUGUUCGGAUCACAAUGAAUUCAUUUCAUCGAACAACAAUACAUUGUUCUAUUUCGAUUAUGAUCAACUUGACAACAAAGUAAACAACAAUGAUGAUCAUUCACUUUUAAAUUUAUUACUUGAACACAAUAAAUCAAUUAAAAUCAAUAAUCAUCAUGACAAUCAACAACCAACAACGCAACAAUAUCGAUUUAUUGUUUAUCAUGAACUAUUUAAUCAAAUCAAAAAUCAAAUUCAAUCAUCAUUCAAAGUAAUACCAAAUCAAUCACAUAUUCAGCACAAAAUAAUAUCAAACCAACAUAAACAAUCAUAUAUAUUCUCAGCUGAUAGAAAUAUUAAAAUAUCAAUCAUCAAUAUUACAGAUCGAAUCAACAUUCAUUUCGAACAACAAGAUAUAGAUAUGAAAAUGGAUGAUUCAUUUCCAGCAUUCAACUCUAUUGUUAAAGUUGGUGACUUUAUCUAUAUAUUUGGUGGUGGAUAUAAUAAGCACAAUAAAUAUCUAAAGUAUUCAAUCAACACCAAAACAGUAGUUAUCGAAGAAAUGAAAGGUGUUGAUAAAUGCAGCUAUUUAUCAGCUUGUUAUGAUGGUCAAGAUCAUAUCUAUAUAUUCGAUGCAAAUGGUAAAACAAAAACCGAUAUUUACAGAUACAACAUCAACAAUUCAACAUUUGAAAGAUACUCAACAAUCGAAAUCAACACAGAUUAUCAUCAUCUUACAUUCCUCUUCAAAGGUUAUAUCUAUACUUUCACUCCAGUGAUUAAUAAGAUUUUUCAGUUUGAUAUACAAAACAAAACAACUGUUGAAUUACCAAUUGAAAUACCAGAAAACGUUUCAGAAAGAGCAGUAUGUACAGAUGGUAAUGGUAAUAUCUAUAUUCAAUCAUCUUUAGGAUUACAUAGAAUCAAUAUAGAAAUUAGUGAAAUCAAAUUAUUCGAUAAGAGUAAAAUCAAUUUUCAUGGUAAUCACAAUUUAAUUUAUCAUCAAUCAGAUGAUGGUCAAGCCUAUAUUUAUUCAAUCGAAGGAAAAGAUAAAAAUUUUAUGUUCUCAUUUGAAAACAACAAAUGGGAAUCUAUUCUUCCAAAUGAUCAAUAUUACAGAACCUAUUGUGCAAGCAUAUUUUAUCAUCAAGACCAAUAA